AUGUCCAUGGAUCCCAUCGUGCAGUUGAGCGGCAAGUACAAGGAGGAGCUGACCACCACCUUCGAUGGCCUUCGUCAACGAUCCACAGCGUCGAUCGCGGCGGCCCAAGAGCAACUGAAACAACAGGCCGAGCAGCUGAAGCAGAGCAGCGAGAAGGCCACCGCGCUGGCUGGCAGUCUUCAGGAUUUGGUGGGUUAUUUUAGGUUUCGGGGGUGGUUUUUUGUUUCUGAAGAAAUGGGAGGUAAAAACUUAUUGUUUUUCAUUUUUUAAAGCUAAACUUGAGUUACUAUUUUAGUUUUUACCAUUUUUUCUUUGUUUACGCUUUGGUUUCAAUUUCGGGAGAAUUAUAUUAACAUAGGCAGAAAAAGUUGUGUACCUCACGCUUUUGAUCAUAACUUUAUUAAAAGUAUAGGUAGAGCUAUGAAAUUUAGAGGUAUUUUAGAAGGGUUGUCUGGCCAUCUUUCAAAAUUAAUUUUGCUUUGAAAUUUUAGUUUUUUCAAAGUUACAGUAAUUUUACCGUAACCCUUUUUUUCUUACUUUUGCCAAAUUUCAUUAGUAAAAUCUAUUUUUUAUAACUAUACGGGAAGAUGUUAGUAUCCAAUUUCGUUUUUUAAUAAAAAAUUAAUUUUGUUACCUAAUUUUAUGUAAUUUUCAGUCGACAGUAGAAAUUCCCACCGCCAAGGUUUUGGAGACCUUUGGAUGGCUGACAGUGACCGAAACGGCAAAGUUUGUCUUCUCAUUCCUUGCAUCGUACAUGUUAUCUCCAUUGCUUGCAAUGUGUUUUGACGGUUUCUCGGCCGGUCUGUUGGCCUACAUCAUCGUUCCGGCGUUCCUGUACCGUCAGCUGUCAGGUACGGAGGGUGAGCCCGACCACCACUUUUAUUUGUUGGCUGGAGCCGCUGGUGAGGGUCUUCUUCUGGGCUACAUUGUGUCGGAACGCUACCUGCCCGCUCCUCAACCAUUGGCCUUCCUCACGCCCAUGUUGAUUGCGGUGGUGACUCAACUUGGUGCUGACAAGUUCCCAUCUCGUGCCGCUUGGUUGGGUGCCACACUUGGAGCUGGAGUCGGAGCCCACAUCUUCUUGGGACUUAUCACUGGAUUCAGCUUUGCCGGCUUCGUGUUGUCGUUGUUGUACGCUGCCUUGGGAUUCGCCACGCUUCAAUUGUUGAUCAAGGAUACGGCCGUAAGUUUUUCGAUAUUUUUUUAGCGUUUUCUUUAGGUUGGCUGCUCCCAUGAUGUUUAGUGUUUAAAUACUUUGUGAAUUUGAAUAUUUUGCUCUUUCAGUCUCCUGCUUGGAAGUACCAGCUUAUGUACACUGUUGGUGCCAUUCUCGCUCACGGUCUGGUCUUUGGUAUCUUUGGAGGAGAAGCGUUCGCUCCAUCGGAGGAAUGA
Molecule: messenger RNA, 1392 nt
Organism: Bursaphelenchus okinawaensis
Lineage: Eukaryota; Metazoa; Nematoda; Chromadorea; Rhabditida; Aphelenchoididae
Source: the annotation of a GenBank genome assembly